This is a messenger RNA of Phyllopteryx taeniolatus (common seadragon), 1589 nucleotides long. It is a transcript of the gene trappc6bl, whose product is annotated as trafficking protein particle complex subunit 6B, like. The transcript has 6 exons. Bases 285 to 758 code for a protein of 157 amino acids. Gene Ontology annotation, biological process: regulation of GTPase activity; endoplasmic reticulum to Golgi vesicle-mediated transport. Gene Ontology annotation, cellular component: cis-Golgi network; trans-Golgi network; TRAPP complex. The record is from RefSeq and is a predicted model, not a curated record. NCBI's taxonomy places the organism in Eukaryota, Metazoa, Chordata, Actinopteri, Syngnathiformes, Syngnathidae.
UUAAGACUUUAUUCUACCCUCUAUGUCGCGGUUGGAUUUAAAAGAACAUAUCAGAAAGAUUAAUGUAUGUCCCAAUUCAUUUUCCGUCACAUAUGAUGGGAAGUAACGUAAGCGAGAUGAAACGUGCAGCUUGGUGACAGCCUAUGACCAAGCUAGCUAGCUGCUUGUUGUCAAGACUUUCCUUUCAUCAAAGAUUUUAGCCGUGACUCACAACAACAAUUCACGUUUGUCAAGUUUUAGACUAUCUUACCCGUGUUCUAUUUCUUAUUGCGUGGUUGUCAGGGAUGGCAGACGACGCUCUGUUCGAGUUUCUCCAUAUGGAGAUUGUGGCACACGUUUACAGGGAUCAGCAAUCCAUGAAAGGAGAGGCGGACAACAAGGAGAGGUCCUCCCGUGUUUCUAUUUUGGAGGGGAUGGGCUACAGAGUGGGACAAGGGCUCAUCGAGAGGUUGACAAGGGACUCCCCCUGCUUCAAAGAUGAGUUGGAUAUAAUGAAAUUUAUUUGUAAAGACUUCUGGACAAAAGUAUUCAGGAGGCAGGUGGAUAAUCUCAGAACUAACCAUCAGGACAACAAAUUUAAUUUGCUGACACAGCUGUCUAAUGGUAAACAGUAUUUGGAUCAAGCACCUAAGUACCUUGCCUUUUCAUGUGGUGUGGUGAGAGGAGCUCUGUCAAAUCUAGGUCUUGAAAGUGUGGUUACAGCUGAGGUCUCUGUCAUGCCAUCAUGUAAGUUUCAAGUGGUGAUCCAGAAAUUAUGACAAGGUCCCACCUUGCUGCUUAGUUCAAACACCCUUGUCCUUAAUGUCAGGUUCUGAUGUUACCAAAAAGUAAAUUACCUUCCAUUCUCUUCCUUUCAUUACUGCAACAACAGAAAGAAUCAGACAUAGUCAUGCUCAUAGUUGUGGGGCUUGCUACCUAUACUGUACUUGUUGAAAUUGGAUACAGAUGCAGCGUCUCUUCUUGCUGAGUUCUGAGCAAGUAAGCAAAAUGCUUUUUUCAUCUAUUGUAUGGACGUAAGUGAAACCAAGCCCCAAUUGGCCAUUCUGCUUGAUAGUGUGUUGUCUUUUUGCAUUCAGUAAAUUCAGUCCUUGAUCUCGAUGCCCUCGCAAACUGUGUUCACAUGUAACUGUUUUACAGAAAUAUAGAUAGAGCUUAACAAAUUCAUUCGAACAUCCCACAUUGUAGGUUUAAUUCCACUGCUGCCCUAAUGUAACAGCAGUAGUCAUUUAAAAAAAAGGCUUGUUUUUUUCUCUUUAACAGAAAUAUUUCUCUUUAUAAUUGUUAUCCAUUAAUUUGCAAAUGUACCAUUUUACAAGAAAUAUGAAAACAGUAAGUCAUGUUAUUUGUUGAUUGCAUUCUUGAGCAGAAAAAAAAAACGUUUUCAUGGUUGAAUGUUACACUUGAUUAAUUUUUGGCUUGUAAGACAGUGAGUGGCUCUAACUUGUGUAUAAAAAGUAAAAUGGUGAAAUGUCUACAACUCAUUGAAAUGGAAAGAGUCCACAUUGUAAUGCUGGAUGGUAUCAUCCUCAUUUCUAACAGGUGGUCUAAUAAACUUGUAGAUGUGUGACAAAUGUAAGAAGAGAUCAACA